Portunus trituberculatus (swimming crab) is the source of this 591-nucleotide messenger RNA. RefSeq lists its product as uncharacterized. The record is from RefSeq and is a predicted model, not a curated record. Bases 1 to 591 code for a protein of 196 amino acids. The transcript has 2 exons. Lineage: Eukaryota; Metazoa; Arthropoda; Malacostraca; Decapoda; Portunidae.
AUGCGAUCUUGUGCAUCGAAUGUCAUAUUCUUCUCUCAGGAUCAGUUUCUCAUUAUCCACUUGGUCCAUUCCAUUGAUCAAUUUAUAAACUUGCCAGUUGCGUCCUCCCCGCUGAGUCGGAAGGACGUCAUAAUUAUCACUCUCUGUGUUUACAUGAGUUGCAGCCCCUACAAGAGGAAAUCAGAAGUGAUUUGGAGUGAACACGCCUACUCAGUGGCUACUGAGGGAGGUCUAGGCCCGUUCUGCCAGCCAGAAACAACCCAGAAGAAGACAGAAAAUAAGUGUCCGUGCCUGAGUUUGGUGGUGCACCCCGCCACAAAGCCUGCUGCUUCCCACGUGGGCCCAGCACAAAGGACUAUGCUCGUCGCAGGCACUGUUGAGGUGGAGCUAGCCAUAGCAGCCCUAGAAGACAUGGAGAUUGUUGAAGAGCCUCGUCCUGCACCAUCUGGCAAGGAAAAACACCAGAAAAAUGCUGCUGCUGACCAGAUUCCCUGUCUAGAUGUACCUGCCCCGGCCAUCUCGGACUGUUCUUCCCUGUUGUCCAUGGAAAGACAGCCAGUGAGCUUUUCAGCUGGUUUGCUGCCCUGCUGA